AUGGCCACCGUCGGACAAAUGGCAGCCCUAGAUCCUACGAUAGCACGGAACCUACCGCCUCAAUGCGGCAAGCUCUUUGAGGCAAAGUCCGCCAAAGGGCUUAGUUUCGAGCAGAUAGCCAAACACCUCGAGCGAAGCGAGGUGGCGUGUGCUGCAUUGUUCUAUGGCCAAGCCCAAGCCUCGCCGGAGGAUGUCAGCCGCCUUUCUAAGCUUCUCGAAGUGCCUGAAAGUGCGUUGGGCUCGAUGAAGGCGAUUCCUGACCGGGGUCGAGCUGGCCCGAUGCCACCGGUGGAGCCCCUGAUAUACAGACUUUACGAGAUUGUCCAGAAUUAUGGGUAUGCCUAUAAAGCCAUUCUGAACGAGAAGUUUGGUGAUGGAAUCAUGAGUGCCAUCUGCUUCUCCACGAAAGUGGACAAGGAAGUGGAUGAGACAGGUGCCUCGUGGGUCGUGAUCACUCUCAGGGGAAAAUGGUAUUCCACCAAGAACGGCGCCGCCAAGUCGCCUGGCUACCCUCUCGGCUGCAAUGUGAUGGCCAAGCCUACCGCCGACGCGAAGUCCCCCGGCUACCCUCUCGGCUGCAAUGUGAUGGCCAAGCCCACCGCCGAGGCGAAGUCCCCCGGUUACCCCCUUGGCUGCACUGUCAUGUAA
Messenger RNA from Emericellopsis cladophorae, 648 nucleotides. RefSeq lists its product as uncharacterized. NCBI's taxonomy places the organism in Eukaryota, Fungi, Ascomycota, Sordariomycetes, Hypocreales, Bionectriaceae. The coding region runs from base 1 to 648 and encodes 215 amino acids. The record is from RefSeq and is a predicted model, not a curated record. Gene Ontology annotation, molecular function: cyanate hydratase activity; DNA binding. The transcript is spliced from 3 exons.